GUAGUUCUGUCUAAGCUUUCCUAGUGUUAAGUCAACAUAUUUCUUAGUUAAUCACUGCGCUUUAAAAGCUUAAAAAUUAAUUUAUGGUUUAGUUAUCACGGAAUAAAGUAUAAAGUACGAUAUUGUGGAUGCAAAUAAUUACUGUACCAAAUCGGACUGCUUUAUCUCGCGUCUGGCCUCUGUUCACCACAAUUAAACAGUCAGGUUUGCAUUCAGUCUGAUCGCGCCUCGCAGCGUGAAUAGUGACUAUGUAAUCAUUUUCCACUUCGGUUUUAAUUAGUAACGAGUGAUUGUGCAGUUUUCACCAUUAACGGAUUUUAAAAUGUGGAAGUUUUCGUGUGUUACCAUUUUGACUAUUUUUGGACUUGCUGUGAUACAAGUUGACAGUGCGAGUAUACUGGCUGUUUUCCCAUAUGCAGGCAAAUCUCAUUUCCAUGUCUUUCAACCUAUCCUACAAGAAUUAGCAAAACGUGGUCAUGAAGUCACAGUUAUUACCCACUAUCCCCAAAAAACGCCCUUGAAAGGUUACACUGACAUAUCAGUUGCUGCUAAGGAGAGUUUCUCCGAAAAUGUAGUCGACCUUGAAGGGGUUCUCACGGCGGGUACCUGGUCCAUGAUCCAAGCUGUUGCUAGUCUUGGAAAAGAGACCUGUGACAAUCUAAACCAUCCUAAUUUUGACAAAUUUCUAAAAACUAAAGGACUCAAGAAGAAAUAUGAUCUGAUGCUCAUAGAAUUCUUUGUAACAGAUUGUUUCCUAGCAUUGGCCCACCACCUAGACAUACCUUUCAUUGGGAUAACUUCUCAUAUUCUUAUGCCAUGGUCUAAUACUCGUAUUGCAAGCAUUGACAAUCCUUCGUUUGUGCCUAACCAUUUCAUCGGAUAUUCCGAUAAAAUGACAUACCGAGAAAGAAUAGUCAAUACUAUUCUGUAUUUUGGUAGUAAACUUGUGGAGCAUUAUAUUGUGGAUGAACCUGGUAAUGAAGCAGCCAAAGCUAAAUUUGGGCAAGACCUGCCACACUUGGAUGAUAUUGCUAAGAAUGUCAGCUUGAUGUUGACAUAUACGCAUUUUUCUAUCACAAGACCACGUCCUUUGGUACCCAGUAUGAUUGAGAUCGGAGGAUUGCACUUGCAUAACACCCAGUUGAAACCAUUACCAAAGAACAUCGAGAAAUGGAUAAACGAAUCCAAGGACGGCGUCAUCUACUUCAGCAUGGGAUCCAUGAUCAAAGGACACACCUUCCCCGAGGAGAAACGCAAGAUUUUCCUCAAAGCUUUCGGUCGUCUCAAGCAGCGCGUGUUGUGGAAAUGGGAAAACGAGACUAUGCCGGACAAACCCGAUAACGUCAUGAUUCAGAAAUGGAUGCCGCAGUAUGACAUUCUUUGUCAUCCUAAUGUGAAGGCUUUUAUUGCUCAUGGAGGACUUUUAGGAACCACUGAAGCGGUGCACUGUGGUGUACCGGUGGUGGUAAUGCCACAAUUCGGCGAUCAACACACGAAUGCCCGCGCACUUGAAGCUGGCGGCGGUGGUGUAGUCCUCAACUUUAGGGAAGCCGACGAGGAGAUGGUUUACAACGCGCUCAAGACUGUCCUGGAUCCGGAAUUCAACAAAAAAGCUAAAGAACUCUCAGCUCGUUUCCGUGAUCGUCCAAUGUCGCCAAUGGACACCGCCAUUUAUUGGAUUGAGUACGUGGCCCGCCACAAGGGUGCGCAUCAUAUGCGCACUGCUGCCGUCGGCAUGCCCCUUUACCAAUACCUGCUGCUCGAUGUCUUCGGCUUUCUCGCCGUGUGCACAUUAUCUAUUCUGUUUAUUGGCAUCUAUGUGACCAAGCUUUUCUUCCGCUUGGUCAUGUCCAUGUUCUCUAAGAGUGAUAAGAAGCAGAAGAAACUGAAGAAAAACUAAUCACUUUACAUCAAAUAGUCACAAUAAUUAGAUACAUGUCUAAGAAACAAAAAAAAGACGUCAAUAAUAAUCAUACCAAAAGUGUUAUUAGCUUGGAACUUAAUUUUUUACAUAUUUGGAGUUUUAAUAGUAAAAUUUAAAGUAUAAUGUAAUUAAAAUGAGAUUUAUCUAACGUUAAUAAAGUGGGGUUUUACAUUAUUAAUAAAA
Dalotia coriaria is the source of this 2107-nucleotide messenger RNA. RefSeq names its product UDP-glycosyltransferase UGT5-like. The record is from RefSeq and is a predicted model, not a curated record. The transcript has 4 exons. The coding region runs from base 323 to 1900 and encodes 525 amino acids. Gene Ontology annotation, molecular function: UDP-glycosyltransferase activity. Lineage: Eukaryota; Metazoa; Arthropoda; Insecta; Coleoptera; Staphylinidae.